Brenthis ino (lesser marbled fritillary) is the source of this 1926-nucleotide messenger RNA. NCBI's taxonomy places the organism in Eukaryota, Metazoa, Arthropoda, Insecta, Lepidoptera, Nymphalidae. The record is from the annotation of a GenBank genome assembly.
AUGGCUGGUGGAAAUUACACUAUGAAAGAGGUGAACAAGAGCAAUCUGCCAGCUAACGGAAAUGUUAAUACUUCAGAAGAUGCUGUGGAAAGAGCAGCAUGGGGGCGACCGCUGGAAUUCAUAUUGGCAUGUCUAGGAUACGCCGUCGGUUUGGGGAAUGUGUGGCGAUUCCCUUAUCUCUGCUAUAGGAACGGUGGCGGUGCAUUUUUGAUUCCAUUUUUUCUGAUGCUUAUGCUAAUUGGUCUGCCGCUUUUCUUUCUUGAAUUAUAUGUUGGGCAGUACUCAAGAUUGGGGCCAUUAAAAGCAUUUAGCGCAAUAAGUCCAUUUUUCAGUGGAGUUGGAUACUGUACUCUAGUAGUUAUCAGUAUAAUAUCGAUAUACUACAUGGUUAUAGUGGCAUGGACGUCCUUUUAUACGUUUAUGUCCAUUGGUGGCCAAUUAGCAUGGGGUUCAUGCGAUAACUGGUAUAAUAGCGAAUUUUGUUACAGCGGAGCUUAUGACAAAGAAUGCAGAAUAAAUAAUACAGGAGAUGCGUCUGACCUUACAUAUUACUUACGACGAUGCAUGAGUAUUGGCGAUAUAUGUCAAAGUGUAGGACUUGAACCCUACGAUGGAAAGUCAUGUUUAAAUGGUACAGAAACUGUUUCAUGGUAUUCCAAUGUUAAUAGAAUAUUGGCUACUCAAGAAUAUUUUAAUGAGCGUGUGCUAGGAAAAGGUGACGCUACUUGGGAAGAAUGGGGUACCAUGCAGUGGCAUUUAGUUGGAUGUCUUUUCUUUUCCUGGGUGGUCGCAUUCUUAUGCGUAAUUAAGGGUGUGCAGUCAGCUGGUAAAGUAGUGUACUUUACUACUCUAUUUCCUUACGUGAUGUUGACUGCGCUUUUAAUUAGAGGAGUCACAUUGGAAGGCGCAGGAGAAGGACUUCUGUUCUAUCUCUUACCUGAUUGGAGUACACUAUUAGAAGCACGUGUCUGGGGUGAUGCAGCUUCACAGAUAUUCUAUUCACUCGGCGUUGCGUGCGGAUCCCUAGUAACGUUGGCUUCAUAUAAUAACUUCUACAAUAAUUGCCAUUUUGAUGCCGUAUUCGUCAGUAUGGCGGACUUUUUAACAUCUGUAUACGCUGGUUUGGCAAUUUUUUCGGUACUCGGCUUUCAAGCCAAUCAAAUGGGAGUCGAAAUAGAUGAUGUAGCUGAGCAAGGCCCUGGAUUAGCAUUUGUCGCAUAUCCAGAAGCUAUCCUUCAAAUGCCGAUACCUCAACUUUGGUCUAUCCUGUUCUUCUUCAUGCUUUUCAUACUGGGUUUGGGCAGUCAAUUUGCUGGGAUAGAGGCUAUUAAUACAGCCAUUGUGGAUCAGUGGCCACAAUUACGAAAGAGAUAUUGGAUGGUGACUGCGUUUACCUGCUUCUCCUGCUUUCUUCUCGGGCUACCAAUGUGUUUUAGCGGUGGCGUGUAUUUAUUUACUUUGCUGGACUGGAAUACUGCGUCGUGGGCUAUACUUCUUAUUGGUAUUGCUGAGACCACAGCAGUAUCAUGGAGCUACGGCAUUAACCGCGCGAUGAAAGAUUUGGCUUCUAUGAAUAUGAAACUGAAUAAAGUGCUGAGAAUCUAUUGGAAGGCAGCCUGGACGUUCACUGUUCCUGUUGCCAGUCUCGGUAUCCUUAUAUUUAUUUUCUCUGACUGGCAAUCGCCGUCAUAUGAGGAUUACGUAUUUCCUCUGUUCGCUGAUCUGCUUGGUUGGGCGGUUGGGCUUUCUACGCUUGUACUAUUUCCUGUUGGCAUCUUCUGGGCUUUAUACAAAGGAUAUAGAGGCAAAGAAUUAUUCACACCAACCAAAAUAUGGAAACCAGCUUCAAAAACAGUAGAUGUGGUGGACUCUAACAUCUCUCUGAACAACACAGAAAAUGCUGAAAACAGCAUAGCUUAUGUGCUA